This is a messenger RNA of Copidosoma floridanum, 1784 nucleotides long. RefSeq names its product Farnesyl pyrophosphate synthase. Lineage: Eukaryota; Metazoa; Arthropoda; Insecta; Hymenoptera; Encyrtidae. Gene Ontology annotation, cellular component: cytoplasm. Gene Ontology annotation, biological process: trans, trans-farnesyl diphosphate biosynthetic process. The record is from RefSeq and is a predicted model, not a curated record. Gene Ontology annotation, molecular function: dimethylallyltranstransferase activity; (2E,6E)-farnesyl diphosphate synthase activity.
UCGUCCGUCCGGGCCGCUCCUCUUCUCCCAACUAUUGUCUUCUUGUUUUCUUUUUCUUUUUUUCCCCCUUUACCGCUUCGGCUCUGAAAAUAAAAUUUAUCGCUCUCCUCGCGCCGUACUCGCGAGCUUUUGGAAAAAAAAAUAAUAAUAAUAAACGAUCGGUUCUUAAUAAUAAUAAAAAAAAAAAAAAUCGUUGUGAGAGCAGCAGCGAGGUUAUAUAUUGUACAAAGGCGUUGUGUUGCUUACGUGCCGUACGAUACGCGGGCAAGGGAGUCAUCCGCAGAUUACAGAAAGAGAGAGAGAAGCGGUAAUUUGCUAGACAUGGCCUCGCGAAGGAUAUUCAGGAGCAGCUUCGCCGUGGCGCGUGGACUCCUGGAGAAGCAGGCGGUCAGAAGUGAUGGUGUUGUUGCCCAGUCUGCGUAUGCCAAACAGCUCCGAACAAGCACGCGUAACGUGUACUCAAUGGCGCAGACCAGCGGUGUGGUGACGACGAGGGACGAAAGCCGAGAAAUGAUGGCCAUCUGGCCGGAUGUCGUCAGGGAUCUUACCGAUGCUGGACGACACCUCGACGUGCCUGACGCUACCAAGUGGCUAGCCAAAGUACUGCAAUACAACGUGCCAAGUGGGAAGAAGAACCGAGGCCUGUCGCUGGUUUACGCGUACAGGAAACUCGCCCCCUUGGACCAACUUACGGACGAAAAUAUCCGGCUAUCACGAAUACUCGGCUGGUCCGUUGAAAUGCUCCAAGCCCACUUCCUGGUGAUGGACGACUUAAUGGACAAUUCGCAGACACGUAGAGGUCAGCCGUGCUGGUAUCGCCAGAACGACUUGGGUGCUGCUGCCAUAAACGAUGGCAUCCUGCUUGAGCACGCGGCUUACCAGCUGCUCCGCAUCCACUUCAGUGACAAACCCUGUUAUCUCGACCUCGUCGAGUCUCUCCAGCAGAAUGCUAUGAAAACAUCGUUUGGUCAGGCGCUGGAUCUGCUGGCCACGAACUUUGGCAAAAAACCUAACUUGAAUCUAUUCACCAUGGACAAGUACAAUUCGAUCGUCAAGUACAAAACGGCCUUCUACUCGUUUGUCCUGCCAGUCCAGCUUGCCAUGUAUUUUGCUGGCAUCAAGGAUCCGGAGAUGCACAGGCAAGCGAAAACGAUUCUGCUGGAGAUGGGACAUUUUUUUCAAGUCCAGGACGACUACCUUGACUGUUUCGGGGAUCCAGAGGUCACUGGCAAACACGGGACUGACAUUCAGGAAGGCAAAUGCUCGUGGCUCGUCGUAGUAGCCCUUCAGCGUGCCUCACCCGAACAGAGGAGGGUUUUAGAGGAAUGCUACGGGGUUAAUGAUCUGGAAAAAGUGGCCAAAGUAAAGCGUUUGUACACGGACUUGGGACUACCGCUGACAUUCUCGAUUUACGAGGAGGAAACGUACAAUCUGUUGAACACUCACAUCCAACAGAUUUCUCGAGGUCUUCCCCACGACUUGUUUUUCAAAUUUAUUGAAAAAAUAUAUCGCAGAGACUCUUAAAAGCAAUAACUACAAAUUAAAAAAAAAUUUGUUUACUUAUGAAUCAAUGAAAAGUUGAGAUAUGUAUCUAUGUUAACAAUAUUAUAUGUACAGCUGUUUAAUUUUUGGACCGUGAUUCAUUGUAAAUUAUAGAAUUUUAUAUUUUGUAUUUCUAUGUAUACAUAAACAUUGAACUAAUAUUUAAGUUUCAAGUCAAUUAGGCUGUAACAUAUAUAAUUUGAUUGUUUUUUUACUAUUUGCAUCUUUACGAAUCCUGUAAA